AACCAAGACUAGAGGGUUCCAUGAUGAUUUCCACAGGACUGAGCAUGCGCAGUCUGGUGGUGGCCUCUCUGUCGGGCCUGCCUGUGUUGUUGUUGCCGUAGUAACCGUCGCCAUGGCCACCGCAGCCCAGGCCUGAGGCCUAGUCACCACCAAGGAAGCGCUAGGCCUCUGCUCAUCCCAGUCAUGUCGUACUCCACCAGCCCGAGGAGGACGGGGCUUCCCCGGACGGUCUUGCGGUGGCUCCAGAGCCUCGACCUGACCUUCUCGCCUCGACAUUUCCGCAGGGAUUUUUCAAAUGGCUACCUCAUUGCUGAAAUAUUCUCUUGGUAUUAUCCUGAAGACAUUAAUAUGAAUUGCUUUGAAAAUGGGACCUCCUUACCUUCCAAACUCCGCAACUGGGCACAACUUGGGAUGUUCUUUGCAAAAAGAAACCUGAAGCCCAUCCGAGAGCUAAUUGACGGAACAAUUCAUUGUAAACCAGGAGCUGCAGAAAUAUUUGUACAGGACAUUUAUACAAUGCUGACAAACAGGCGGAUCAAACAUAUCCAGGAUGAAGAGGUUGACUUUACAGACAGACUUUAUCAGGAUAAGUUACCAAUGGUUGCUAGAUCAACUGCUUCAAGGGCUAUUAAAUCCAACAUUAAGCUAACAGAAAUAAUGGUGGAACCCAAUGAAAACAAAAACAUACAGAAAAUCAAUGCCAUCAUCAAUAUGCAUAUGCAGCGAAGGCAGCAAGAAAGGGAACAAGAUCCAGCACGUUUUGGUAUUAAACCAACACUGGGGCAACGUGCCGUUCGUCGUCCUUCUGUUGUGGCACCUUCCUUGAGUAUGACUAUCCUUCCAAAGGAGAAACCUGUUCUUGCACCAAGUGCUUCCACAGAAAUCAGAGGCAAAAUGGGUGUUCACUUUAAAGCCAUCCAAGUGAAGCAAGCGGAAAGACACCCUUUUGAUGCACAUACAAAUGCUGAUUCUACAAGCGCACAUUUUAAAGGACUGUGACUAGAAAAGGGGAUCUUUGCUUAUUUUUAACUCAACAGAAAACUCAUGAACAUGUUUCUUUACUAUAUUGGAAACAUGGGAUUUAUGAAGAAAGCAUUAACAGUGAAAUAGAAUACAGAAUAAGAAUUUAGGUAAUCUGUGCUUUUCUUACUUCCUUUUCUUACAAGAAUCUUAUUCACUCUACAUCUUCUAAUAUAGAAAGAAGGAAACAUCUAAACUUCAGCGUGUGUCUAGCCUUGUACUUUUGGUUGAUGUUCUAAUAAAACUGAUUAUUGGGAUAA
Molecule: messenger RNA, 1280 nt
Organism: Sceloporus undulatus (fence lizard)
Lineage: Eukaryota; Metazoa; Chordata; Lepidosauria; Squamata; Phrynosomatidae
Gene: SPATA4
Product: spermatogenesis associated 4
Exons: 6
Coding region: 184-999 (271 amino acids)
Biological process (GO): negative regulation of execution phase of apoptosis; regulation of cytoskeleton organization
Cellular component (GO): axoneme
Molecular function (GO): microtubule binding
Source: RefSeq, a predicted model, not a curated record